Conger conger (European conger) is the source of this 2841-nucleotide messenger RNA. RefSeq names its product synaptogyrin-1-like. The transcript has 4 exons. The coding region runs from base 228 to 812 and encodes 194 amino acids. The record is from RefSeq and is a predicted model, not a curated record. Gene Ontology annotation, cellular component: synaptic vesicle membrane; neuromuscular junction. NCBI's taxonomy places the organism in Eukaryota, Metazoa, Chordata, Actinopteri, Anguilliformes, Congridae.
AUCACAACCAAGUGAAACAGUUUGCCAGCAACGGACGGAAGGCUGUGAUUGAGAGAAAGUGAGGGUCGAGUAAAGCAAGAAGAGAAGGGGACAUUAAGAAUAUUGCAUUCCAGGGGCCUCCGUAAUAAAAUACGCUUAAGUUUUUCAGUUUUUCAAAGCACGCCCGUUAUUCGAAGCUUUAUUCCGACCAGAGAGAAGCAGGAGGUGGAAACGCAGCCUGUCUGAAGAUGGAAGGGAUGGCAUACGGAGCGGGGAAGGCUGGGGGAGCCUUCGAUCCCGUUACGUUCUUCCAGCAGCCCCACACUAUUCUUCGAAUCGUGUCUUGGCUCUUCUCCAUCGUGAUUUUCGGCUGCAUCGCCAACGAGGGCUACGUGAACCGGCCCAACGAGGUGGAGGAGUUCUGCAUCUUCAACCGCAACCAGAACGCCUGCAACUACGGCGUCACCAUGGGGACGCUGGCCUUCCUGUGCUGCGUGGCCUUCCUGGCGCUGGACGUCUACUUCCCCCAGAUCAGCAGCGUCAAGGACCGCAAGAAGGCCGUGCUGGCUGACGUCGGGGUGUCCGCGUUCUGGUCCUUCAUGUGGUUCGUUGGUUUCUGUUUCCUGGCCAACCAGUGGCAGGUGGCCAAACACGAGGACAACCCCCUGAGAGAGGGCGGAGACGCAGCCCGCGCCGCCAUCGCGUUCUCCUUCUUCUCCAUCUUCACCUGGGGGGCUCUGGCUCUGCUGUCCUUGGAGAGGCUAAAAAGUGUGUCUUUUGAAGAAGAGUACAACAAACUUUUCACCCCCCAGCCCACACCCCCACUAGCAUAACACCCUCACCGCCCCGUAGCUGCAGAUCUCUGUCUGUACGCCUGCUUCUCAAACAUGACUGUGGCAGCCCGGGCCCCAGCGCCAUCCUCCUAUCCACGUCUGCUCUGUUUGUUUUCAUUUGAUUGUCAUUAUCAGUGAGUUGUGCUGAUUUAUCGGGUUACAGGGGCUGCUGAAAGUAGGGCUUCAUUAACGCAGUUUGUUUUUUAACACAUUAAUCUGAUGCUGAUUGAAGUCGGAAUCAGCGGGCUAACAAGCUGGCGGGAAAUUGCCAAACUUGGUUUUUCUUCCAUGAUGUUUUGUGAGGUGUUGUGUUUUCAGAUUUCAGGGAUGUCUUUUUUUUUUCUUUUCGGAGUGAAACUAAUUUGCCUGCCACCACACAUAGGAGUAGACAGCCUUAUAUGUACUGUACAAGUAUCUAAAAAAACUGUACCCCAAUACAUUUCAGCACAGUCAGAGAUUCAGACCGCUGCUUGCGUGAUUUAAAGUGACAGGUCACCCAGUGCCCAUUUGGUAGAUUAUUGCAAUGAAAUGGUUGAAAUAUUCCAGAAAGGUACUCUGCAGAUCAAGUCAGCAGCAAAAAAAAAGAAAAGAAAAAAACUCUGUCUGGACUGGAUUACUGUGUGUAUUGCUGGCCAUAUAUAGUAUAUGAAUUUACAGUAUGCAGUAUUUUGAAUAAUUAGGGCGCCCCCUGGUGGUGUGGAGCCCUAAGCGCUGACGCUUAUGUUGCUUAUUGGGUCAGGCCGGCUCUGACUCCAGGAAAUAAUUUUCGUUUUGACAUUAGAUUGACUCUUGCUGUUUGACAUGUUUCUCUUGAUCAAUGGCCUGUUUGGAGUGAUAUUAGAUAUGAGUGGUCAGAAUGCCAAUGGUGCAAAACACAGGGUAUGAUCAAUCUGAACAGAGCACACAUGUACAAUAGCAUACAUGUGAUAGGGCUAUGGAAAUGCAUAUUUAUAUGGAAAACCUCAUUUUCUGCACUCAAACAUUAACUUGUUUACAGACGUUCGCUGCUACUGUACUUUUUAUUUAUUGCUGAUCGUGCUGUUUUUGAAAUUAUUCACAAAUUUAAAAAUCCAGAACAUAGAAUGGUCAAUGUAGGUCCAGUGCCUGAUUCUGAGGUGAUUGGUGUUGGAUAACACCCGCUUUACUCACUACCCAUCUUUUGAUACUCACAUAACAUUUUGUAACAUUUUAAAAUGUCAUGAAUAAUUGGCAAGCUUAAAAUGUGGUAGGUAACAAAAAAAAAACAGAUUUGUAGACUUUGCGAUUUUACAUUAUAAAAUAUGCAACAAUAGCUUGAUUUAACAAAAGAUUUAUCCUGUGUUUACCCUUCAUGCUUUGCAAAAUUGCUCAGCUAGAAUAAUUAUUUUACUACUGAUAAGUAUAUUUCUUUGUUUUAUAUUAAUCAUUAUGUUACUAUUUGAGUAAUGCAUUGUUUUUAUCUGUUUGCCUUUCUGAAAUUUUCUUUCGCUUUGUUAUGUUUGUAAAGUUUGCUGUAAACUUGGUAAACUUUGCCAACCUUAGGAUACUACUAUUUAAAUGUAAGCAAUGGAGGAGAAUAUCUGAAUUCAUCAUAGUUUUAACUACUGACCACAGAGAUCUACUGCUACUACUGCCACGACUAUUACGACUAGUACUACACUGUUCUUCAACACUGCCCAGUCACAGCAAAUAAUAAAGAAUGUGCCAUCUCAUCAUGUGCCUGACUAAUUACCUGACAGAACAAAAUGACACAGCUGUGCCUUUCAAACAAUGGGCCUGCUCUUCAUCUGCUGAAGGCCAGUAGCCUCCAAGUGCACCACAGCAGCUAGCUGGCCCCAGAUCUGUCCUGCAUGUCUUUAGCAUUAGCACCUGGCUCAGACCUAACUGUACGGUUUCUGCGUUUGACUGGCCUGUUGCCUGCUGUGCGUUCACUUUGUUUAUAUCACAAUGGUUACUGCUGCCAUUGGUGCCUUCAUUUGUUUUUGUUUUUUUUUGUUUUUUUACAAAUUAAUGGUUUAUUAUUUGUCUAUAUUAAAGAUUGCCAAACAGG